Messenger RNA from Nymphaea colorata (pocket water lily), 1416 nucleotides. RefSeq lists its product as uncharacterized. The record is from RefSeq and is a predicted model, not a curated record. Gene Ontology annotation, biological process: protein methylation. Gene Ontology annotation, cellular component: nucleus. Bases 534 to 1199 code for a protein of 221 amino acids. The transcript has 8 exons. Lineage: Eukaryota; Viridiplantae; Streptophyta; Magnoliopsida; Nymphaeales; Nymphaeaceae. Gene Ontology annotation, molecular function: protein methyltransferase activity.
UUUUUUUUUUUUUACUGUUGAAGGUAGUUCUUCGAUUAUUAACCACAAAAGGAAGAACAUUUUGCAGGGAAAAGGUAAAACACCAUGCCAGAAAAAGCAUAUGAGAAAGUUUAUUUCUCAAUUUGGCGGAUAAGGCAGAAAUGAUUUCGCCACAAAACUCAAACCCUAAUCAAGAAAUAGAAAUAUGUUAAGUAAAUUUUCCAUCUUCGUUUACUCCUUUAAUUAAGAAAUAAAGAAGAAAAUCUCAACCUCUGUAUGUCUCCUCUUACAACCUGCUCCCCCUCUUCCACUUGCUUCCAACUUGAUUUUUUCAUUUUAACGUCUAUAACGCCCAAAUUCUUCAAAUCAGCAGGUUAUAAUUUGAAGUUAUACGGCGUUAAAUAUCCUCGCUUCCGGAUUCGCCGUCACAGAGGGCCACGAUUCCAGACAUAAAAUGGAGAGCGCGAUGCAAAGUGGCGGCGACGAAGACGAUAUCAUCUGUUUAGACGAGUCAUUCUUCAUCAACGACGACUACCAAUUGACCACUUUCAAAUAUGGGGACGAAGUACUCCAACUUUUCUGCUUACAAUCUGCCUCAAGUAUGGUUCUUGGCCAUAUUCGCCAUAUUCCCUGCUGAUUAUGACCUUACUGGCCAGUUGGUAUGGCCUGGUGCUGAGCUUCUGAAUAACUACCUCUCAAACAAUAAGCAGAUACUUCAUGGGCGCUCCAUUAUCGAAUUGGGUUCUGGUGUUGGGGUUACAGGAAUACUUUGUAGCCGAUUCUGUCGUGAAAUCGUGUUGACUGACCACAAUGAUGAAGUAAUUAAGGUGCUGAAGAAGAAUAUAGAUGUGCAUUCUUCAGGAACAGUGUCUCAUGCAGAUUCGUUUGCUGAAAAACUAGAAUGGGGCAAUAACAGUCAAUUGAAGGAAAUUUUGCAGAGACAUCCCGGUGGAUUUGAUCUAAUUCUCGGAGCUGAUAUUUGCUUCCAGCAUUCGAGCAUUCCUUUGCUUUUUGACACAGUUGUGCAGCUGCUUCUGUUCAAGGGGAGGGGGUGCAAAUUCUUGCUAGCAUAUGUAUCCCGUGCCAGGACUCUAGAUGAGUUGGUUAUCGAGGAGGCCACCCAACAUGGACUGCAAGUGAGUGAAGUGCAGGGGACCAGAUCGAAAGUCGGAAACCAUGAAGGGGUCAUUUUCGAGUUCACCAUUCAAAGAACUAUGUAGCAAGCACUAGGUCUUCUUUUCCUUUUUCUUUCAAAUGGUGUUUCUUGAUUUACCUUGUCUCGUCGUCUCCAGUACAAAAUUGGGUUGUCUGUAGGAUUUCUAGUUUUUAUUUCUCCGUGAUUUAUCUCUUUGAAGUUGCUUCCUUUCUCAAAUGUUUUCUUUCAUCCUCUUUUAGUACGUGAGCUCUCCAUGAAGGCUGCUUGCCUCCGUUGCUUGA